Messenger RNA from Trichomycterus rosablanca, 2379 nucleotides. It is a transcript of the gene ttc14, whose product is annotated as tetratricopeptide repeat domain 14. The transcript has 13 exons. Lineage: Eukaryota; Metazoa; Chordata; Actinopteri; Siluriformes; Trichomycteridae. The record is from RefSeq and is a predicted model, not a curated record. The coding region runs from base 167 to 2203 and encodes 678 amino acids. Gene Ontology annotation, molecular function: protein binding; nucleic acid binding.
UUUCUGUCACGGUUUCUUGUUUUUGGUGUGAACGCGUAGAUUGCAAUUAUUCUGCUCUAAAAGCUGCAAAAGUUUAUUAUUAAACAUCGUCUGAAAUGUGGAAAUCUAAUGAAGUUCAUGAAGGUUGGUGUGUGUGUACCAGAGCGAGGGCAGUGUGAAAUUAAACAUGGACAGAGAUUUACUCAGACAGUCCGUGACCUUUCAUGGGCAUGGUUUGUUUUCUCUGCUGAAAUGUGAGCAGAGUGAAAAUCCAGACUUCAAACACGUCACCGACUAUCUCGCCAAAUCAGUGAACCAGAGAGAUGAAAAUGAUGACAGUCCCGUCAUGGAGCAGUUCAUUGCAAGGAAAGCAGAUCUUCUGUUCGCUUCAUGUUGGAAAACCACCACGCCCACGGAUGAUGAGUGGCAGGAAGACACCAGAGAACCGUAUGCCCUCAUGCCUCCUCUGGAGCGGUUCAUGGACGUCUCACAUGAGGAGAGGAGAGAGCUCUUCUACAGAGACGUGGAACGAGGAGACGUCGUCAUCGGAAGAAUCACGUCCAUCCGAGACUUCGGCUUCUUUGUGAAUCUUCUCUGCACCGCUGGGGGUCUGGAGAGGGACGUGGAGGACCUGGAGAUCACGGGUCUCUGUCCUAUCAGAGAUGUGCCAUCGACCGGCAACCACGACGAUCCCUUGUCUUAUUUUCAAGUUGGCGAUGUAAUAAGAGCUGGUGUGAAGGACAUCGACCGUUACCAUGAGAAGCUGACCCUGUCGCUCCACAACUCCUCCCUGGCCCCCAAUCUGGAGAGAACCAAGCUGGGUGUAAUAAGCAAGGAGGAUUUACCUCUCCACUACACUCGCGGUCAGCAGGUGAGCAGUGACGGCGGUGAACCGUACGAGCUCUUACUGCAGAGUUCAACCGGAUUCUCCAACCCGGCCAACGUGGAUUAUCUGCUGAACAAGCUGGGCAUCAGCGACACCGAGUCUCACUCGCUCAUGAGAGGAUUACAGAGUAAACAUUUCCUGGAGGACGAUUACGCGAGAACGAUUAGGAAGAAACAAUCUGCAUCCUGGGCGCUGAAAUGCGUCAAAUCCGGAGUGAACCACUUCAAAUCGGGGCGACACGUAGAGGCCAUGAACGAGUAUAACAAGGCGCUGGAGAUCGAUACCAACAACGUGGAGGCUCUGGUAGCGCGCGGCGCUCUGUACGCAACCAAAGGCAGCCUGAUAAAAGCUAUCGAUGACUUUGAGCUGGCUCUGGAGAGUUGCCCGACUCACAGGAAUGCCAAGAAAUACCUGUGCCAGACGCUGGUGGAACGAGGUGGCCAGCUGGAGGAGGAGGAGAAGCUGGUCACGGCUGAGGGACUUUAUAAGAAAGCCGUGACUUUAGACGACACGUUUCAGGAAGCGAAGGAAGCGCUGAGGAAGCUGCAGACGCGCAUCCAGAAAACUCUGGAACUGAAAGCCGAGGAGGCGGCUAAAGAGGAGGAGGUAAAACCCACGCCCGAGACGAGCGCCGAGAAAUUACGUAAGAUCUUAAAAGAAGAGAAAAGGAUGAAGAAGAAGCGGAAGAGGUCGGAGUCCUCGUCCGAUUCGUCCUCCAGUUCCAGCUCCUCCAGCGACGACUCCUCCAGCCGCAAGAAGUCCAAGAAGCGGAAGCGCAAACGCCGACGGUCUUCACACGGCGCUAAAAAACACAAGCGCCGAAAUUCGUCCCGCGACGUCGAGGAGGAGGAAGAAGAGGAGGAGGACUACCCGGUUCCCGCCGACACCUCGGCCUCCUUCAUCGACCAGAAACGGAGCUUCGCUAGGGCGCUGGAGGAGGGAAGAACCGGAGAAGGUAGGUAUGAUGAUCCCUUCGCUCGGAACGGCCGGGAUAAAGAGCGGAGAAGAUCCGAGGACGAUCCCGGCACGUGGCCGGAGAGUUCCGGUACCUCGCGCACCUCCUGCAGGAAGGAUUCGUCCUCCUCCGCUUACUCUGGGGUCUCCAUGAGAUCAGACUCGAGGAAGUCCAGCUCGUACGACUCUCGCAAGUCUGACUCCAAUAAAUCCGGGAGUCACGGGAAGUUCCGGGCGGGGAACGACGGGAGCGAGCGGAGAUCGAGCAGCAGCGGUGAUACGAAAGCCUCGGACGGAAACCAGAAGAAAAGUUUAUCUGCAAAUCUGUUAGACAUCUUCAACCAGAUCGCCGAGUUUAAGAAGGAGAGGAAGCAGAAGAAAUGAACCGAAGCCGCUCCAGUGUUAAAUCUGCAUCCUGUGAAGAGAAAUGAUAGAAAGAAAUGUAAUAUUAACAUGAUAAUGAGAUCUGUGUGAGGACGGAACAUGUGAACAGCUGUCUGUGUGAAUGUGUCGAAUGUUUACCUGAAAAACCUGCCUGAUUAAAGAUCAAUGAAACUGAA